Molecule: messenger RNA, 2041 nt
Organism: Musa acuminata AAA Group (dessert banana)
Lineage: Eukaryota; Viridiplantae; Streptophyta; Magnoliopsida; Zingiberales; Musaceae
Product: probable F-box protein At4g22060
Exons: 3
Coding region: 204-1337 (377 amino acids)
Molecular function (GO): protein binding
Source: RefSeq, a predicted model, not a curated record
UAAUCUUGAUGAUGUGUUACAACCGGUCCAUGAAGAAGCUAUGAUUUCGUUAUGGCCAAGCAAUGAGUUUGUGGACUGUGGAGUCUUCCCAGGGCAAUGAUGAGAAGUUGGACUCGAUUGUGCCUCACAUGAUACCUGGGCAUUCAUUCAAUCACCUGCAGGGCAGUAGCCAUUCCCCACCCCCACGGUAGGCAACUCUGGUCAUGGAUUUUGUCAAACGGCGAAGGAUAGCUUCCUAUACUUGCAAAGAGGAGGAUCAGGAAGAGGAAGGGGAAGAGGAAGAGGAGGGCUUGGACGCGAAGAGGAGGGAUUGGUUGUCCCUGACGGAGCCCCUGCUGCGGGCGGUGCUGCGGCGCCUCGACAGCCUCGAGGAUUUCUUCGCCUUCCGGGGCGUCUGCCGCAGCUGGCGAGAGCUCGCCGCCCCGACCCCGGACGCCCUCUCCGCCCAGCUCCCGCUCAUCCUCUUGACCCGCUUCCCUGCAUACACCGAGGCCUUCUACGACCUCGACCGCCGCCGCCUCUACCGUGCCCAGCUCCCAUGGCGCGUCCACUCUCGCCGAUCCGUCGCCUACGCCCACGGCCACCUCAUCACCGCCACCGAUCCCCCCAACUCCAAGCUUCUACUCUGGAACAUCUUCUCGGAGUCUCGCAUCCGCCUUCCCAAGGUUCCCGAGCCCUUCCGCCGCGUCCGCCUCUCCUCGCACCCGUCCGACCCCGCCCUCGACUGCAUCGUUGUCCUCUUCGCCAAGAGGAGCACCGUGCUGCAGUAUUGCCGCGUCGGGGACUCCCUCUGGACCAUCCGCGACUGGAGUAUGCUGCGGAUGGUUGACGACAUGAUCUUCUUCCGGGAUAACAGGCUCUACGCUCUGACCGCCACGAUGCAGCUCGUCGUCGUGGACCUCGCCGCCGAUCCAAAACUCUGGCUACUGGGCGACGGUGGCGGUAGAGCAGCGGAAGGGCAUCGGGAACGUUGGCUUGCCGAGUCAGGUGGGGAGUUGAUGGUUCUCUGCCACAGGUUCAGGGGUGGGUUCGAUGUUUGCCGCUGGGACUCGGGAAGUUGUAGCUGGGUAGAGGUGCUUGACUUGGGCGGAAGGACAGUAUUCCUUGGGUCAAUGGGGUUUGCCGGGUCGAUUGCCGCCGCUGGAUCGGGGAUAAGAGAGAACUGCAUUUAUUAUGUAAGCUCCCGGAAAGAUGCGUGGUAUGUGUUCUCGUUGGAAGAGCAAUCCGUCGAGGUUGUCUACCCUGAUUCACCUGGUUUGCUCAGGGGCCAGUCUCCACUGGACCCUGUAUGGCCUUCUAAGAAUCUUGGCCCAACGUCACAAGUUUACGGGCAGUAAUCCAGCCUUGUAGUGGAACUCAAUUAUAUUCCAGUUCCACUUCAGUGGUUCCCAGUGAUCAUAUAUGCCAACCAAGGAUCUUCGAUUGGAUGCACUGCAAGAUGCAACUCAGCAUCAGGUUCUCCCAGUUUUCUGAAAAGAAACGUCGAGUAUGUGGUGUGAUCCUCUUUUAGCUUGUCAUGGAUUUACAUUCUGACCUCCAGAUGUGUUCAGUGGAGAUGGCGAAGAACAUUGAAAUGUGAUCUUCGAGGGUGUGAUGCCGAAGGAAACACAACUAUUACGUGACAUUCUCCGUGGCAUUGUCACCAUUGGCACAUUGGACAACAGGGCUGCUUUCUUUCUCAAUCCUUCUCCACCCAGGAAGAUGAAUUCCUCCGAUGGUCAGAGGAAGAAGUUGUAGAGGCAGAGACAAAAGAAGAAGAAGAAGAAAAGGAAGUUGCAAAAGAAGCCGACAGAAUGCAAGAGUUGCCACUGCUGAGGGAGGAUUGAUGACACUCUCCCGUCUGUUUGCUGCAGAUGCUUCCAUGGUGAAUGAUACUCUAAGCAAUAUGACUGACUGACUACUCACAGGAGGAACAAGAAACCAACACCACCUCCAACAGGAAGCAACUCUCCCUCAUUAAUGCAUUACCAUUUUCACAAGAAUGAGCCUGUGUGUUUGGAUAUUAAGUGGCUGAUAAUUAUCAUUUGUUGUCGUGCGUCUA